AUGUCCGUCGACGAGGACACUAAACAGGUGGAAGAAAUCACGUCAUGGUUCGACACAUUUGGUUUCGAGACAUAUGGGGUGCUGGUACCUGGAGACGUGCCUGAGCCCAAGCCAGAAGCUGAGCCAGCCCAUGUGCAUGCACAAGCGACACCAUCGCUACGGUCAUCAUCCCAUAGCACUUUCUCGUCAACGCCUUCCACCAUCGACACAGAAGUUGACCUUCCGAUCCCGGUGGGUGCUGAGUUUCCCUCCGGGUUCUGGAACGCCCCGGCGCCCGGUCAGGAUCUGGACAAAGCUAAGUUUUUCAACAGUACAGGGCUAAAACGAUGGGUUGGCGAGGGACGCCCCAAACGCCCGACUUCACACAGCGAGGACGAGGAAAGCCUACCACCGAGCCCGAUGAUGCCUCUCGUGGUCCAUAUGAGCGUUGGCGAAGCCGAUAUUCCGGGUACGGUGCCGAUGGGUUAUAAUCUGCAUCACGACCUGGGUGAUUUUUUGAAGUGGGAGGCGGAGAAUGUGUAUGCUUCUGGGUUUAGCAAGUCGCCUUGA
Molecule: messenger RNA, 549 nt
Organism: Fusarium graminearum PH-1
Lineage: Eukaryota; Fungi; Ascomycota; Sordariomycetes; Hypocreales; Nectriaceae
Exons: 1
Coding region: 1-549 (182 amino acids)
Source: RefSeq, a predicted model, not a curated record